CAGCUGACAAGUUUCAAAAUAUAACCUCAACAAUGUCAACAAACUAAUAAACAAUAAUAAAAAAAUAUUAAAAUGUGAUUAAUUAUGUUAAACAUAAUUAAAACAAAUUAAAAUGGCUAAAAAAAAAAGCACCAAAGAAGCAUGGGUUGACAGUGCCCUUGAAGAUUGGGGUUCUUAUAUGUCAGCUAAAAAAGCAAAGCUAGAAGAACAAUUUCAUGAACUGGCUGAUAAUGAAUUUACAAAUCCAACAAAGCUAUUAAAUGGCAUUGCAAUAUUUGUCAAUGGCUGGACUAAUCCAACAUCUGGUGAAUUGCGACGUUUGAUGAUGGAACAUGGUGGUAUUUAUCAUCAUUAUUUACGUUCAUCAACAACCCAUAUUAUUGCAUCAAAUUUACCACACUCAAAAAUAGUACAAUACAGAAAAUCUAAACAUCCUUUACCACUUGUUAAACCAGAAUGGAUAACUGAUAGUAUCAAAGCAAGCAAGCUACUUGAUUGGAGACCGUAUUUAUUAUAUUCAAGUGCAACAAAUGAACAGCCAAAAUUACAAUUUACUAAAGAAAAUCCACCAAAAACAUCAACUGAUGUAUCUGAACAAUCAAAUCACCAUGAAAAUAUGAAAAAAAUUAAUGAAAAUUCAUUGAUAAAUAGUAAACAAGUAGAAAAAAAAAAUAUACAAGCAAUUUCAUCGAAAAAUGAAGAAUUUAUAUCUGAAUUUUAUAACAAUUCACGUCUUCAUCAUAUAUCAACAAUGGGAGCAACAUUUAAAGAAUAUGUAAAUGAAUUAAGAUCAAAAAAUAAUGGUUCAUUUAUUGGUUUCGAUAAUUUAAAAAAUUCAUAUAGCAGCAGAGUUAAAAAAAAAGAAAAUGGCUAUGAUUCUGAUGAGGAUUUAUUUGCAUCAGAUGAAUCAGAUGAUGAGACAUUACCAGAAACAAUAAUAAUGCAUAUUGAUAUGGAUUGUUUUUUUGUAUCAGUUGGUUUACGAAAUAGACAAGAUUUAAUUGGUAAACCAGUUGCAGUAACACAUUCAAAAGGUGGUAAUAAAUUAAAUGAUACAACAUCAAUGUCAGAAAUAGCAUCAUGCUCAUAUGAAGCAAGAAAAUUUGGUUUAAAAAAUGGCAUGUUACUUGGUAAUGCAUUAAAAUUAUGUCCAAAUUUAACAACAAUAAAAUAUGAUUUUGAAGGAUACAAAGAAGUAUCAUAUUGUCUUUAUAAUACUGUUGCAUCUUAUACAUUAGAUAUUGAAGCUGUUAGUUGUGAUGAAAUGUAUGCUGAUGUAACAAGUAUUAUUAGUAAUUUAAAAAUAUCAAUUAAUGAAUUUUCAAAUGUCAUUAGAAAUGAAAUUAAAAAUAAAACUGGUUGUCCAGUUUCAACUGGUUUUGGUUGUAAUAAAUUACAAGCAAGACUUGCUACUAAAAAAGCUAAACCAGAUGGUUAUUAUUAUUUAAAAAAUAGUCAUGUUAAGGUAUUUAUGGAAAAUAUAUUUGUCAAUGAUAUACCUGGUGUUGGUUCAUCAAUGAUGUUACAAUUGCAAAAGAUGAAUAUUAAAAAUUGUAAAGAUUUACAAAGUUUAACAAUGAAUGUAUUACAAAAAGAAUUUGGUAAAAAAACUGGUGAAAUGUUGUAUAAUACAUGCCGGGGUAUUGAUAAUAGUAAAUUAAAUAUUGAACAUGUUAGAAAAUCAGUAUCUGCUGAGGUUAAUUAUGGCAUACGUUUUGAUGAUGAUAAUGAUGCUAAAAAAUUUCUAAUAAAAUUAACAAAUGAAGUUUGUAAUAGGCUGAAGAAGAUUAAUGCAAAAGGUAAAAGUUUAACACUUAAAUUGAUGGUUAGAUCAAAGGAUGCACCAGUUGAUCCAGCUAAAUUUAUGGGACAUGGUCGUUGUGAUAAUUAUACUAAAUCGAAAAGCUACAUGACGGCUAUUGAUGAUGUAGAAAUUAUUACGAAAGAUGUACUAAAUAUUUGGGAACAAAUGAAACAAAAUUCAGCUGAUAUUAGAGGUAUUGGAAUACAAAUAUCAAGACUUGAAAUUGUUAAUAAUCAUACAACAGAUAUGAUGAAAUUUAUUGCUCGAGGAAAUUUGAAAAAUAAUGAAGGGCUUAAUCAAGCUGGGAAUAAUAGUGAUGGAGUAUUAUUAAAUAAUAAUGACAAUAAAAAAAUUCAAGUCAAUUUAUCUAAGAAGAAACAACAUGUUGAAGCUGCAAAAACAAAUGGAAUCAAGUCAUUUUUUACUGCUGUUAAAUCAAUUGCAGAAAAACCAAAAGCUAGUCAUUCGGAUUAUUUAUCAAAUAUUGAUGAAACUGUACUUGCAGAAUUACCAGAGGAUAUUAGAAAUGAAAUAUUGGAAAGUCGUAAAGCUGCUGUUGUUAAAGAUAAGGUAGAAAAAAAAUUUAAUGAUUCACAAAUUGCUGGUACAUCUAAGCAAAGUGACGUUAUUGAUAGUAAAAAUAUUUCUGCUGAUAAAAAUAGUGUGAGGAAAAGGUUUAAUGACUCUCAAGUUGCUGGUCCAUCUAGACAAAUUAAUCCUGUUGAUAGUAAAAAUAUUUCUACUGAUAAAAAUAGUGUGAAAAAAAAAUUUCAUGACUCUCAAAUUGCUGGUCCAUCUAGACAAAUUGAUCCUGUUGAUAAUAAAAAUAUUUCAAAUGUUAAAAAUCAAAUGAAAUAUAAAAUAAAUACAUCACAAGAAGCAACAACAUCUAGAGCAGUUGAUAAAAAAAUCAUUGAUGAAGAAAUUGAUGAUGAAGUAAUACCAUCAUCACAAGCAAUUGAUGAAUCUGUAUUUGAAAAAUUACCUGAUGACAUACGUCAUGAAAUUCUAGCAAAUAAACCAGUUAUUAAAAAAAAAAAAAAACCAACUGAAAAAUCUGUUGAUGAGUAUUAUAAAAAUAAAAAAUCUGGUAGCUUUGUUAAGCCAAAGCUACAAGAUAUUGAUAUGGGAGUACUGAUUGAAUUACCAGAUGACAUUAGAAAUGAAAUAUUGAAUGAGUAUAAAAAAAAUGAUGUUGAAAUUGAAAAUAAAGAAAAACAAAAUUUAGAUAAUAAUAUUAUAAUUAAAGAUAAAAGAAUUGAUAGAAUAAAAAAAAGUAAUUUUAAUUCAUCUAAUGUAUCAUUUUCUCAAGUUGAUGAAGAUUACUUGGCAGCAUUGGAUAAAGAUACAAGAGCUGAUGUGAGAAUGUAUUGUAUUGCUAAAAAAAAUGAAAAAGAAUUAUUAAAAUCAAAAAAUAAUGACAACGAAAUAAAUCAGUCAAAUAAAAAACCUGCUGGUAAAUUAAUUAAUAAAAAAAAAAAGAAAAUACUUUAUCCAAAAAUUGUUAAAAGACAAGAUAGUCAAAGUUUUUUAGAACAAAGUAUUGUAAAUGAUGAUCAUGCUAAAGAAGUUGAUAGACGUGAUGCUAUUAGAUUUCAUCAAAUGUUGAUACGUGGUGAACAAGAUCCAGUUGAUGAUCAUAAUCAAGAAAUUUUAAUAACACUUGUUAAUCAUUUGUUUAGUCUUCCAUUGCAACAGGUAAAAAAACAAAUUCAAACGUGGAUACAGAAUACAGUGUGCGUCAAUGAAAUUGAUUUGUUAUCAAUUGCAACAUUUUUAAGUAUGCUUCCACAAGAAAAAAGGCUCGAAGAUUUACAUGUUAUCAUGAAGACAAUGCAUAGAUGUAUGCUUGGAACUGGAAAUUGUGUUUGGCAUAAUACAUAUAAAAAAAUCAUUGAACAUGUACAACUUCAUAUGCAAGUUGAGUACAAUUACAAGCUAAUGAUAUCAUCAUCAAUAAAAUGUGAUAAUUCCGAGUGUGAUAGUCAAAUAUCUUGACAAUGUGCAACAUAUUUAAUUUAUAUUUUUAAUAUAUUAUCAUUAAUUUUAUAUAGUUUAUUUAAUAAAAACAUAUUUACAAGCAAACAUUGUAUACUUAUCUUCAAUUAUAAUAAUAUACACACAAUACCACUAAUUCCUUUUUUUAUUUUGUCCUCAAUUUAAAUAAACAA
Aphidius gifuensis is the source of this 3975-nucleotide messenger RNA. RefSeq names its product DNA repair protein REV1 (gene Rev1). Lineage: Eukaryota; Metazoa; Arthropoda; Insecta; Hymenoptera; Braconidae. Gene Ontology annotation, cellular component: nucleus. Gene Ontology annotation, biological process: error-free translesion synthesis; error-prone translesion synthesis. The record is from RefSeq and is a predicted model, not a curated record. Gene Ontology annotation, molecular function: deoxycytidyl transferase activity; DNA-directed DNA polymerase activity; damaged DNA binding. The coding region runs from base 113 to 3802 and encodes 1229 amino acids. The transcript is spliced from 4 exons.